Molecule: messenger RNA, 681 nt
Organism: Aspergillus alliaceus
Lineage: Eukaryota; Fungi; Ascomycota; Eurotiomycetes; Eurotiales; Aspergillaceae
Gene: tpcF
Product: glutathione S-transferase tpcF
Exons: 1
Coding region: 1-681 (226 amino acids)
Source: RefSeq, a predicted model, not a curated record
AUGUUCAGCAACCUCAAACCCCUAAUCCUCUACGGUCACCGCCCAGGCCCCAACCCAGUCAAAGUCCUCAUCCUCCUCAACGAACUCUCCCUCCCCUACAAGAUCAACGAAGUCCCCUUCACCGAAAUCAAGAACCCCCCCUACCUAUCCCUCAACCCCAACGGCCGCCUCCCAACCCUUCACGACCCAAACACAGGCCUCACACUCUGGGAAUCCGGCGCAAUAAUUGAAUAUCUUGUCGACCGGUACGACGCCGCCCGCCGUCUGAGUUUCGAACCAGGAACCCCGGAUUUCUACCUCGCGAAGCAGUGGUUGCAUUUCCAGAUGUCCGGUCAGGGCCCGUACUACGGGCAGUUGGCGUGGUUUCGGAAGUUCCAUCAGGAGCAGUUGCGGAGUGCCAUUGAACGGUAUGCGAAGGAGGUUAAUCGGGUCACUGGGGUUUUGGAGGGGUGGUUAGAGAAGCAGGCUUCUGCUGAGGGUAAAGAGGGGGAUGGACCGUGGCUUGUUGGGGCCAAGCUGUCGUAUGUGGAUUUGGCAUUUGUGCCGUGGCAGAGGGCGAUUGGGGUUAUGGUUUCGACGACGGAUUACGAUCUUGAGAAGUUUCCGUUUGUGAAGGGGUGGUUGGAGAGGAUGUUGGAGAGGGAAGCUGUUAAGGUUGGGAUUGAGGGGGAGAAGAAGUAG